Funneliformis geosporum is the source of this 762-nucleotide messenger RNA. NCBI's taxonomy places the organism in Eukaryota, Fungi, Glomeromycota, Glomeromycetes, Glomerales, Glomeraceae. The record is from the annotation of a GenBank genome assembly.
AUGUAUGAAGAAGAACAGAAAGAGAGGAUUACCCGAAAGAUUUACUCCAGAUUUGGUGAAUUAUUGGAUAGUGGUCUAGGAACCGAUACGCUCAUAGAAGUUGGAAAAGAGCCAAAUAUUAAAAGUUUUCGUGCUCACUCGUUCAUUUUAUUUGCCGUCUCUCCAUAUUUUCAAACAGCUUUGUCCAAACCAUGGGUUCAUAAAGUUGAUGACAAAAUUCACUAUAAGAAGCCGAACAUCUCACCAAAAAUAUUUGAAAUGAUAUUAAAUUUUAUAUACAAAGCAGAGUUGAAUUUGAAACAACAAAAGGUUGCGGAUAUUUGUAGCCUAAUUAAAGCAUCCGAUGAAUUAAGCAUUGACAUCCUUAAUGAACAUAUUCUCGAAUGUGUCUUACAAGAUCCGCGCAGGCUCAUCGAUGAGGACCCCGUGAAUAUUUUACAAAUCAUAUUUCGAUAUGAUUAUUUUUCCGACUUUCGGGAAACAUUUCUUCGAAUCACUUGUGAAAAUCCUGAGAAAUGGUUUCAAAUUACUGGAAAAGAUUUUUGGUAUAAUGUUAAACCAUUUAAAAAAGUUUUACCAAAAGAAAUGUACGAUGAUAUUUUGGGAUACAACAUUGACAAUUCAAUUCAACCGAAAUCAUUUGAAAUUUUACAAAAAAGACAGAAACCUUUAAACCUUUCUCGAAAACUAGUAGUAGAUUAUGAUGAAAUGUAUAGGAGAGCAAAGAUAUCAAGGAGAGCUAGGUCUUUUUUCCUUGAAUGA